Pelobates fuscus (common spadefoot toad) is the source of this 2253-nucleotide messenger RNA. It is a transcript of the gene LSM14B, whose product is annotated as LSM family member 14B. The record is from RefSeq and is a predicted model, not a curated record. Gene Ontology annotation, molecular function: mRNA binding. The transcript is spliced from 9 exons. NCBI's taxonomy places the organism in Eukaryota, Metazoa, Chordata, Amphibia, Anura, Pelobatidae. Bases 10 to 1380 code for a protein of 456 amino acids.
UGGUAUUUAAUGGCUGGCAGUGGGCGGGCCCCCGCAGUCCGUGGGUUCCUCGGGAGCAGAAAGAAUAGUCUAUCCCUGGCCGCGGUUCCGGGAGAGGCGGCAGGCACGAUGAGUUCCGGCACCCCGUACAUCGGCAGCAAAAUCAGCCUGAUCUCCAAGGCCCAGAUCCGCUAUGAGGGAAUCCUCUACACCAUCGACACCGACAACUCCACCGUGGCCCUAGCCAAAGUGCGCUCAUUUGGAACUGAAGAUCGACCCACUGACCGUCCAGCCCCUCCUCGAGAAGAGGUUUAUGAAUAUAUCAUAUUCCGGGGCAGUGACAUCAAGGACAUCACUGUGUGUGAACCCCCCAAGGCCCAGCAUGGUUUGCCCCAGGACCCUGCCAUUGUCCAGUCCUCUUUGGGCUCUGCCCCAGCUGCAUCCUACCAGUCAUCCGUGCCUUACAGCCCAUUCCGAGGCAUGCCAACCUACAGCCAGCUUGCUGCCACCUCCCUCCUCAACCAGCAAUAUGCUGCCUCACUGGGUUUGGAUAAGCUGGUGAGUCCCCCGGCAUCAGCUGCGGCAUCCAGCGCCUGCUCGUCCCCCUCACCGCAGCCUGCAAUGCCAGAGCCGGAUAUCGUUGCCGAUCCUGUACACCUCUCUUCAAAGGCAGCUGGCUUUCCCUCAAUACCAGUAAGGAAAAGCCCCAUGGUAGAGCAAGCUGUUCAGACUGGCCCUGUUGAAACUUUGGCCCAAAAGAAGUUGCAGCUGGGAAAGGGGCCUCCUAUUGGCCAACUUGGAAACAGACUGGGUCCAAUGCCAAGCCAGCCUGUGCCAGUGAAUGUUCCUCAACCCACAGCACCAACUCCAGGGGCGAUAAAUGAUGAGAAUAGGCGACCCCCAAGGCGAAGAUCAGGUAACCGGCGAACAAGAAACAGAUCUCGUGGCCAGACCAAACCUACCACCGUGAAGGAAAACGCUAUAAAGUUUGAAGGAGACUUUGAUUUUGAAAGUGCAAAUGCUCAGUUUAACCGUGAGGAACUGGACAAGGAGUUUAAAGAUAAAUUAAACCUGAAAGAGGACAAGCCGGAGAAAGAGGGCGAGGAGAAGGGAGACUCUGGAGUGGAAACGCAAAACAGUGAUGGCUCUCCAGAAGAAGAUCCUCUGGGACCAAAUAUUUACUAUGACCGGUCAAAGUCUUUCUUCGACAACAUCUCUUCAGAGAUGAAAUCCAGACGCACUACAUGGGCAGAAGAGAGGAAGCUGAACACUGAAACAUUUGGAGUCUCUGGCAGAUUUCUCCGGGGCCGAAGCUUCCGUGGUGGAUUUCGCGGUGGUAGGGGAAGCGGUGCUCCUCGCAGAAACCAGACUACGCAGAGGGCUGGGACCGGGAGAGUGUGACAACCGGGGACAAAAUACUAUCUGCAGAUGAACUUGUCUUCCAUAUUUUCCCUUCCCGACGCAUUGUAGCAAAUUGUUAUGACCCAGUGGCAUGUCUCCAGUACUGGGUGUGGGAACCUGUGUGGUUAGGAGGUAGACUGAUGGUCACACUUUAGGAAGCAGCUGGUGGAUGAGCAGCUGGAUUUGAGCCCCAAACUAGUGAUUUGUGGCAGAACCUCAAACCCUGAACUUUUUAAGUUGCAUUUUUUUUUUUUUCAGUGGCCAGCUUUUAGUGGUGGGAGUCUUACUCUGCUGGAGCCCAUAUGAUCUCCCUCCUGUGCCCAGAGUGCUAGUAUCUUAAUUCUAUACUGCCACUCAGGAGAUUUGUGUUUUUGUUUUUUUUAAAUGGUGCAUAAGCAGUACCUUGGGUGGUGGGUUUUAAACACCCUUUCUUUUCUUUAUGAGCACUUGUUUUCAGUAUCGCCAGGUACAAAAAGCAAAGCCACCUGGGUGGAGACAAAUAUGUAUAUAUAACCAAAACUCUGACUACUGCUGAUCAACCAUAUCGUGCUGACUUGUGAUGCUUCUUACAGCACACAAAGCUGGGCUAUUCCUGCCAAAAUAGCUUAGGCCUGUAAGAGAACAAGGCAAAAGCUUGCAUGAGAGGGUGAAUUCAAGUAAUUUUUCUUUGUCUUGUCUUGGAUUUCUUUGUUUUUGCGAAAUAAAAUGCACUUAUCCGGUAUUGUCAAUGACCCCAAAUGACAAUUUUUAAGUUAUGCAUUAAAUAAGUUAAAAUUAAGUGUCUUUAUUUUUGUAGAAGUCUGGUGGAAUAAACCAGUAGCCACGGGGAUGUGAUGUAAAUUGUAAUCUGACAAUAAACCGAAAAAUGUUUAA